AAUCUCAUUGUAAAAUAAAAGUAUAAAAGCAGAUGGUUAUAUGAUCGGUUCAAGAGACGAGAUAUUCUAGUCUGAACACAAAUAUUUCAAAUUAAUUUGAAGCUGAAUCACCUCCGAAUGAUGAUCAAAAAUACUUCCGUUGUUGUUUUAAUAUUCACAACUCUACUGCUGAAUACUCACAACGGUAUGGAGGGAAAAUCAUCAUACAAAACCUACUUAAAUCGAAGUGGGUUAUUCAACAAAACCUUUAUUGAUUUCACUGAUACUAAAAACGAAACGGUAUUUGAAGAAUGGAUAGAAUAUUCAGAUACAGACCAAAAAUCUAAAGCCACACUCUUACGAUUUAACGGACAGGUAAAUAUAAUUUAUACAUGCAAUUCAACUGACACCAUGUUUAGAACAACCAAUCAGCCAUUUUCUUCUAUCCACUCAACUCUGGACUAAAUGGAUCGAGUUUUGCUGGCGUCCACAAGAUAAUUUCUGAUCCGGUUUUGCCAGCAUAUGACGGUGUAGUAAUUGAUCUACAUAGACAAGGUCUAGAUUCCAAUUUCAAACUGAUCUUCUAUGGAAACUGUGAGGAUAUACAAAAUUGUGUAUCAUAUGAGUCAAAUUUCAAGGUGUUGUGAAAUUCAGUUAUGUAGAGUCAUUCAAUGUGUUUUCUAUGAAAUCUUUAUAGACAUCUGGAGGACGACAACGCAUAGAACUACCACUUAACAGAUCUACACAGGGCUUUCAUUGAAGACAGACUUCUGUUCCAGUCCCUUCAAACUUAAACCAAGUAUCUCAUUUCGAAAUACAAGCACAUACAAGUAGAAAUGAGAUUAAAGAGCACUUUGGUGCCCAAAAGUCAGUUUGAAUAAACCGAGCUUAUAUAGAAUUUCGACUACUUGAUCUGUAGCACUUAUUGAUACUAUGAAAAUUUUCAUUUAUAUUAAAUGAUUUUGUCAAUAAAUAUCACAUAUUCA
Molecule: messenger RNA, 965 nt
Organism: Schistosoma curassoni
Lineage: Eukaryota; Metazoa; Platyhelminthes; Trematoda; Strigeidida; Schistosomatidae
Source: the annotation of a GenBank genome assembly